Molecule: messenger RNA, 3219 nt
Organism: Durotheca rogersii
Lineage: Eukaryota; Fungi; Ascomycota; Sordariomycetes; Xylariales; Xylariaceae
Product: dipeptidyl peptidase IV N-terminal region-domain-containing protein
Exons: 4
Coding region: 318-3062 (914 amino acids)
Biological process (GO): proteolysis
Molecular function (GO): dipeptidyl-peptidase activity; serine-type peptidase activity
Source: RefSeq, a predicted model, not a curated record
GCGCCGAUGAGGAAUGACGUAGCCGGGGGCCUGAAAAGUGUGGCUAUGGCUAUGGCUAGGGGGUGGCGUGACCGGGCUCAAAGCCACACUUGACACCCAAGCCAGACACCUUUCCUGGGAUAUCGACGUCGAGUCCGAGCCAACCCCGCCUACUAUAUAGAUAUAGAGCUGAUAUAUCUAGCGGAUGCGUGCUGUUAAACCCUUUAUCUUAGACGUCUUAUUUAUUAUUCAUGUUGGAUUUUACCGAGGCGUGAGCACUUUGUAUAUUGAUCGCUUCUAACGACGGAUGGCCUGAGGACGCAGGAAACCUGGCGACAAUGGCGUCCCCGAGACCAUCGACUGACUCGCUCUCCUCCGUAUCCACGACGAGUCUAGUGUUCGAGCGGCUGGACGAGUGGGAGAAGCGCAACGACGAGCUCGCCGACCUCGAUGAGGAGGACCCGUUGCACCAUGGCUCCGACGAUGGACGCGGCGAAUUUCUAGCCUCUACCACCGGUAACAGGUUGGUUGGGAUGGAUAGGACCUUUAAGCGAGUUCUCCUCAUCGCCGCCGGCCUGUUCGUCGCCGCUUGGGUUGUCGGCCUGCUCAGCUAUCUGUCGACCAAGUCCUACCAGCAUGCCUCCGAGCAGGAACACAACCCGGCCGCCACGGCCUCCCGCGGAUCCAGGAAGAAGGUGACGUUGGACCAGGUCCUCGACGGGUACUGGCGACCCCAGAGCCACGAGAUAAGCUGGAUCAAAGGGGCGAAUGGGGAAGACGGCCUGCUGCUGGAAAGAGGCGCCCUUGGUAAGGACUAUCUCGUCGUCGAGGACGUGCGAAGCAGGAACGCCCAGCAUACCGCGGCCGGUGGUAAGGUCGCAUCCUCUCAGACGCUGAUCAAAGAGCCGUGGUUCAACGGCGGGGACAGCCAGCUGCACCCGGACCGAGUGUGGCCGAGCCCGGACUUGAAGAAGGUCCUCAUCGCUACCGACACCAAGGAUGUCUGGAGACACUCGUUUACCGGCAUCUACUGGAUAUUCGACGUAGCAACUCAGACCGCCGAACCUUUGCACCCUAAAAACCCCGCGUUGCGCGUGCAGCUUGCCCAGUGGAGCCCCAAGAGCGAUGCUGUCAUCUACACAAGCACAAACAAUCUGUACGUGCGACGACUGGGUAGUGACGAUGUGGUCCAGAUAACAAAAGACGGCGGGCCGGAGUACUUCUACGGUAUUCCUGACUGGGUGUACGAGGAGGAAGUCUUCAGUGACAAUAGCGCAACCUGGUGGUCCGGGAACGGUGAUUUCGUUGCUUUCCUGAGGACGAAUGAGACUCUGGUGCCCGAAUACCCGAUCCAAUUCUUCAUCGACAGGCCGAGCGGCGAGGAGCCCCCUGUCGGAGAGCAAGGGUACCCGGAAGUGCAGCAGCUCAAAUACCCCAAGGCGGGUUCGCCGAAUCCCUUCGUCGACCUCCUUUUCUACGAUAUGGUUCGGGGCGAUGUCUUCUCCGUCGGCAUCGACGGGGGCGACUUCCCUCCUGAUGACCGUCUUAUCACCGACAUCACAUGGGCCGGGGACAAGGUCCUGGUCAAGGAGACGAAUCGUGUUAGCGAUGUCAUGCGCGUCAUCCUCAUCGACGUCGCUGCCCGGACAAGCAGGACAGUUCGGACGGUGGAUGUCGGGAAAAUCGACGGCGGCUGGUUCGAAAUCUCCCAUGAUACUACCUAUAUUCCCGCCGACCCCGCGAAUGGGAGACCCAGUGAUGGGUACAUCGAUACCAUUAUCCACGAUGAUGGCGAUCAUAUGGCCUACUUCAGCCCGUUGGAUACCGAUAAGCCUGUUAUGCUAACUUCGGGCAAAUGGGAAGUCGUCGCCGCUCCUUCGGCGGUGGACCUAGAGAAGAACCUUGCAUACUUCGUGGCCACUAAGGAGUCUUCGACCCAACGCCAUGUGUACAGUGUCAGGUUUGACGGAACAGAUAUGCAGCCGCUGACGGACACCAGCAAGGAGGGUUACUACGGAGCUUCCUUCUCCACCAAUGCUGGAUUUGCCCUCAUCUCCUAUGGAGGCCCCGGGAUACCAACGCAAAAGGUGAUCAGCACUCCGAGCAACCGCGAGACGUACGAGCAUGUCAUUGAGGAGAAUGGAGAGCUCGCAGAACGAGCGAAGAAGUAUGAGCUCCCGCUCCUCACGUACGGAACAAUCAAUAUAGAAGGCGUCGAGCUUAACUAUCUCGAGCGCCGACCGCCGCACUUUAGCCCCAGGAAGCGGUACCCCGUGCUCUUCCAGCAGUACUCGGGCCCCGGGUCGCAGUCGGUGGAUAAGCGGUUCAAGGUUGACUUCCAGUCGUAUGUUGCCGCUAGCCUAGGCUACGUUGUUGUCACGGUCGACGGUCGCGGUACCGGCUUCAUCGGACGCAAGGCGCGCGUCAUGGUGCGCAAGCAGCUGGGACAGACGGAGGCGCAGGACCAGAUCGCGGCGGCGCGGGUGUGGGCAGCCAAGCGGUACGUAGACGAGAGCCGGCUCGCGAUCUGGGGGUGGUCGUAUGGAGGAUUCCAGACGCUCAAGACCCUCGAGGCGGACGCGGGCGCAACGUUCCGGUACGGGAUGGCGGUGGCGCCAGUGACGGACUGGCGCUUCUACGACAGCGUGUACACGGAACGGUACAUGCUAACACCACAGACGAAUGCGGACGGGUACGGGGCGAGUGCGGUGACGAACGCGACGGCGCUCGGCCAGAACGUGCGCUUCCUGCUCAUGCACGGCGUCGCCGACGACAACGUCCACAUGCAGAACACGCUCGCGCUGCUCGACCGGCUCGACCUCGCCGGCGUCGAAAACUACGACCUGCACAUGUUCCCCGACAGCAACCACGGGAUCUACUUCCACAACGCGAACCAGAUCGUCUACCAUAAAUUGGAUAAUUGGCUCAUCAACGCGUUCAACGGGGAGUGGCUGAAGAUCGCCAACGCGAAGCCCGUGUCGAACAAGGUGGAGAAGGACAAGGAGAAGGUCAGGAGGUCCUCAAUCACCGCCGGCACCGUCGGCGGCCAGAGGCUACUGCCGCCAAGGAUGCCGAGGCCGUGAUAUACCACGAUGCGAAGCAUACCGCGAGGCGUCUCGGUGUUUUGGGUACUUUUUCUUUUGAGGCGCGUGGCCGAGAACAUUUACCUUAGAUCGUUUGGGUAGAUAUGCUAGAAUGUUGACUUGGAGGGCAUUUGCCUACUCUUCUUUCCCGCUUCAC